This is a messenger RNA of Gloeophyllum trabeum ATCC 11539, 5400 nucleotides long. RefSeq lists its product as uncharacterized. NCBI's taxonomy places the organism in Eukaryota, Fungi, Basidiomycota, Agaricomycetes, Gloeophyllales, Gloeophyllaceae. The coding region runs from base 1 to 5085 and encodes 1694 amino acids. The record is from RefSeq and is a predicted model, not a curated record. The transcript has 11 exons.
AUGCAGGGCGUGCAGCUGGAGACGCCGUCCAGGAUAUGGCGGCGUAUACAGGCCGUCGAAAACGAAGAAAUGCCGUCCCUGCCAUCUCUGCCCGUGUUCGAAGACUCUGCUGCCAGCGACUCGCAGUCGGAAAGUCAGGACGACGCCAACGAUAGCGGAGACUUUUUGCCCAUACACUCGACGCCCGCCGUCUCGUCAGUCCAUGGCGCAACCCGUUCUACCAUCCGCCCGCCGUCCAGCACGUCUAGUACCCAACGUUUCGCGAAUUCGAUUGCCUCUCGGUCCACUGCGACCAAGUCUGCGCUCUCUGUGUCCAGAGCGAGCUCUAGCCAUCGACAAGACCAGGACAGCUUUGACGUCAGUAUCAUUCCUAGCAUCCCUAACGUGACACGGGAGGCGGCGGAGAGAGACAUGGAGGAGGAAGACGUUGCGGAAAGGCACAGAAACUUCAAGUCCGGCGCUGCUACUAGUAACGCUGAGGAAGACGAACUACAGGACUUGUCGCUCUCCGACGCUCUCGAACCUGUGAGUCGCAGCAACUCCCCGCGUCCUACACACGCACCCAGCGGAAAGCCGACCCCAAAGAAGAACUAUGACUACUCCGUCAGCUUACGGUCGGAGCCUAAGCCUUCCCCCUUCGACAAGCUGAAGAACGUCUCGUUCCGCCGACCGGCCGCUCGCACGCGGACACCCUCCCUCUCGCGCACGACGCCCUCACCCGAAUCGUCUCCCAGUAACUCUACCCCACGCAGCGGAAACUCCGUCAACCUCUCGCGCGCUGGCUCCGCCUCGCCCCACCCCGCCUCGGCCACGAACAUCCCGCUACAGCGCUCAGCCAAUGCAUCGCCCGCUGUCGGUGGUGCUCAAAGGGGGAGAGCGCACGAGAACUCGUGGGCGCGUGAGCAGGAAACGACGAACGACGUGGAUGUGACCGAGUACGCGCCUGGAGUCCCACAACACGAGGGCAUAUCUGGUUUGGAACACCCCGACCUCCCGACGGACUCCGAAGCCGACCUGUCCCUGUCGCAGCCCAAUCACACCCAGCAGUUCCAACAAUAUUCGGAUCUCAAUAUUGACGGGUCUCAAACUGGCGAAUCUCGAGCUGGCCAGAGUGAAACCCAAAGCCAGAGCCAGGACGAAAGAGAGCCGACGUUCUCCUCAGAGGAAGGCCUGACCGCGAGGAACCCACAAAGCAACCUGCACUCCCCCGCCCCUCUCUCCGUCGCGUUCUCCUCCCCCGCGCCGUCGAUCACGUUCACCCCCACCCCCGCGUUCCAGGCGCGCCCCCGCCCCCGCGCGCGGUUCAGCCUCCCCACAGCGCCUGAGACGCCUCUGAGCGUUUCUGCCUAUAUCGGAGAGGACGAAGACGAAGAAGAUGCCGACGAUCAGCAGCAGAACCUGCGAGGCGCAGACGAUCCGCUCACACCCGUCGCGCACAAACGCUCGUUCCUCCUCUCCGUGAUUAACUCCACCGCGCGCCCGCGGAUCAAGGCCACUCCGCAUCCCAACCGCGGCGUUGCGGAUGCAAGCAGCGUCUCCCAGAACCUACUGACGCCCGCACCCGGGGCGAAGCUGUUCGCGGGGGUGACGCCCCGCCCGCGCCCGCGCGCCGGGGGCCGGUUAUCGCACCCGCUCGCGCAGGGGUGGGUCGCGGAGGAGGCGUCGGGGUCCGACGAGGUGCUCUCGCAGUCCCCGUACGACUCCGCCGGCGAGCGCGCGUCGUUCAUCUCCACCGCCUCCUCGCACGACCUCACGACGCACGCACGCGCGAACACCUCCUUCGACCCUGUAGUGGGCCUCGGGAGGGAGGGCCACGGCGUCGGGCGGUUCAAUGCGACGAAGUUGAACACGUAUUUGCAUGGGUUGAAUCGGCGGCUGCAGGAGGAGAACGAGGUGCUCGUGCAGAGGCUGCGGCAGCUGGAGGAGGAGCGGGGGACGGGGUCGGAUGGCGGUGGGGGUGGGUCUGGGCUGACGGCCAGGAGGGUAAGUGGGGGGAGGCGGGUGAGCGCAGUUAGCUCCCUGGGCGACGUCAGCGAGGGCGGCGAGGAGAAGGCGGUGCUGGAGGACAUGGUCGAGGAACUGAAGGACAAGCUGCAGGGCGUGACGGCGGAGAAGGAGCAGCUCGAGCGCGGCUUGCAGGAGGAGAAGGAGGAGCGGGCGAAGGACAAGGAGCGGUGGAAGGAGAAGAUGGGCGAGGUGGAGAAAGGCGUGAGCGACAUCGUCAAGGAACUAGAGCGUCAAGUCCGCGAGGCGGAGGGCAAUGCCAAGGCUGUGGAGAGCAACAUGCAGAGGGAGCUCCGAAGCCUACAGGCGAUGCUGGCCGCUGUCGAGGACGAACGAGACAUGGCUCUGCAAAGGGCUGAGAAAGCGGAGCAGGUCCUCGAGAGCGGGAAGGAGUUGGGCAGCGAGCUGAGGCAUGCUAACGACAGGCUAGCCCAAGCUAUGGCAGACCUCCGCGGUGCGAAUAUGCAGAUCAAGCAGCUCGAGGAGGACGUUAUCCUCAGCAAUGAGCGGUUGGACGCCCUUCAGCACCAACUCGCAGAGGAGAAACACGCCGCCAAGGAGUCUGCGGAAGACAUGCAGCGGAUGUACACGGACGCCGAUGACGCCGAGGGGCGCUUCGCUGAGUUGGAGGAAGAGCAUGUGCAGACCGUGCAGCAGCUGCAUGACGCCCAGGCCCGCCUUGCGGAGGCAGAGGCCGAAAGAGCUGCCCGGGAGCGGGAACUCGCUGAAGCAAAUGAGAAGCUGCACCAGGCCGAAGCAGACUUGGAACACGCCCACGGUGCUAUAGAAUCCCUCGAGAAGGACGUCGAGGAGCUCGAAGGCCAGGCAGAACGCGCUGGCGAACUAGCCAGGCAGAUGGAGGACGCCCUCGAAGCGGCCGAAACCAGGAUGCUAGAAGACGAGACGCAGACCGCCAACCUCAAGGCUAAGAUUGCCUCCUUGGAGUGGGAGCUCGAGGACGCGAGGAAUCGGGCUGAUCCCUCUAAGAGCAUCAGAUUCGGCGAGCCCGACGCGGAUGUAGACGCUCUUGAAGCUGAGCUACAGGAGGCCCAUAAAGAGAUUGCUAAGCUCAAAGCGACGACACAACAGUCUCCGGCGCGGAAGGCGAUAGAGAAGGCCAAGGACGCUAAGAUUGAGCUUCUCGAAAAUGAGAAGGAGGAGUUGCUCGAGCGAAUCAAAUCGUUGAAGAGCGCCAUGAACGCUGCUACGACUCCAAGCAGGUUCGCUAAUCUUAGCAACAUGUCUGGAGUGUCCCCCAUGCGGAGGCACGUCCUGUCGUUCAAGAGUCCAAAGACCCCUGGCGGUCCUCUGAGAGAGUUGUCUUGGCUGCAAAGUACCGAGAUCGAGCAAUCUGUCGCACCGUUGCUAGCAGAAAUCUCGCGUUUGCAGGACGAACUCGAUCGAGCGAAUGAAAGCAUCGACGAGAAGAUCGAGAAACUCGAAGACGCUGGAUUGGGCGUUGUCGAGCUUACCAAGAGACUAGACGACGCCCGGAACCGGAUAAUCAAUCUGGAAGACGAGAUCGGUAGACUCUCCCGGAGGGAUGAGAGGAGACUUCGCCGCUUGCAGCGCGUACGAUGCACGAAAUGUCACCACAAAUUGGACCUACGUAGCUUGAAUAGGGCAGCGGAGGGUAACGACAGUUCCGUGGACAUAUCAAUGGCCAGCUUUGCAACGGACCCCCCUACUCCACCGACGAAGACGAGCGAUGCCCUGCGUGCCAAUUUGCGUGCUGUGAACCAGGAGCUGGAGUCCAUGAAGAAGCAAUGGGCAGAAGAGAAAAGGCAGCUCCUUGGGGAGAAAGCCGUCCUUCAAGAUGCAGCCAACAGGCUUAACCUACAAGUGGCAGAGGCCAGCAGUGAGGCCAAGAAGGUCAAACAGGACCAUCGUGCUAACGAGCAGGCGAAAUAUAGUCUCCAGACUGAACUUGACAAGACCAAGAGAGUUGUAUCUGAGCUUGAACAAGAGUUGAAGGCAGAACGCUCCCGCCUCCGUGGUUUGACGUCCGAGCGUGGUCGAAUUGAACGGGAGAAAGAUGACAUUCUCCUUCAACUACAGAGGACAGAAUCAGACAUGGAUGAUGUCAAACGACAAUUGCAAGACGCAAAGGAAGAGAACCACCAGCUUGAAGCCGAGUUGCGAGCCAACGCCACGUCGGAACAGAAGGCAAGGCUGCUGGACGUGAAAGUGGCGCAGAAUGCGGAGACUAUCCAGCAGUUGCGAGAAGAGCGCUCUCUCUUGGUUGCCGACCACAAGAAACUGCAGCGCCAGUUUACCGAGGUCUCUGAGCAUCUCAACCAGUUGCGUGACGAGUACGCCGCUUCGCAAACAUCCCACGAGAGUCGGCGUCAUCAACUGGACAUGGCUUUGCAUGAAGUGGAUGAUCUUCGCCAAGCUCUGUCUGCUCAAGCUUCAGAACUUGAACACCAUCGCGCCCAGGCCGAGAACAACCGCUCUGCAGCUGCUGCCAUUGCCGCGCUGGAGGAAGACCUGCGCCGGGUUAAGAAAGAGGCCGAAGCAUUUGGCAGAGACCUUAAGCAGCUGCGCGCAGAAAAGGUCAAGAUGGAAGACGAGAUUGGAAAAGCGCGGCGAAGGGAGAAGCAAGUUGAGGCCAAAGCCAAAGUGCUCGGAGAGCAGUUGGAUAAAGCAAAGACGGCAUGCGAUAAGUGGCAAGGUCAUGUCUGCGCGAUUGACGAAGAGCAACUGUCCGCACUGAAACUCCGGCAUAAUAAAGAAUGCAAAGGUCUCAUCGUCCAGAUCCGAUAUCUCAAGGCCAAGUUCACCCGCGAGUCAGCGUUGAGAUGCGACCUCGGGUAUCAGAAGCGUUACUUAUUAGUUCUUCUGGCUAAGUUCGAAAAGAGCGAGCAAAGGAUACUAGCAGCUAUAGCUCGAGUGGGCUUUGCCGCUCCUCCUGAACCUCCAAGGGCGAGACAGAGGUCACUGAAGAGCGUUGCGCUUUCAGUCAUCUUCGCCUCUAGAGUGAAGCGAGCGAGUGACAAAUGGAGAGCGGAGUGUUCUUCCAGGCAAGCUGUGACAGAAGCACUAGAGGAGGUCAGAAGAAGACGAGUGCAACCUUCAUAGCAUGCGCCUAAGAUUAUAUGAUACACAGUGGAAUGUAGGGGACAUGUUGUAAUUUCCCAUGAUAUUUAGGCUAUUCGCGUUGGUCAUGUAAUAUCUUACUGUAUCAUUCUUAUGAGAGUUUCUUUGCAUAUGUACCGCCCUGUAACCCCCUAAUGUUGCACGGAGACGCCAGGUAGCCUUAGCCAGUGCAAAUCCUGGAAUGAAGUAUCAUCCAAGCGAGGCGUUGGCCGGUUUGGACUUGCAUGCUCUUUGCAUUCAUUUCUGCGGUCCACCAUCAGAAGGCCCUUUGCGACGCACUCUGUGUUGUGCGAUGAU